Molecule: messenger RNA, 587 nt
Organism: Triticum urartu
Lineage: Eukaryota; Viridiplantae; Streptophyta; Magnoliopsida; Poales; Poaceae
Product: histone H2B.3-like
Cellular component (GO): nucleosome
Molecular function (GO): DNA binding; structural constituent of chromatin; protein heterodimerization activity
Source: RefSeq, a predicted model, not a curated record
UUCCUCACCAGCCCUCCCACCUACCCAGCCAAAACAUCACCGCACAUCUUCCCGGCGAAGCAGCAGCAACCAGCGGCAUCCAUGGCCCCCAAGGCGGAGAAGAAGCCGGUGGCGGAGAAGGCCGAGAAGACGACGGCGGCGAAGAACACCAAGGCCGAGAAGCGGCCGCCGGCGUCCAAGGAGGGCGGCGAGAAGAAGGGGAAGAAGAAGGCCAAGAAGAGCGUGGAGACGUACAAGAUCUACAUCUUCAAGGUGCUGAAGCAGGUGCACCCGGACAUCGGCAUCUCCUCCAAGGCCAUGUCCAUCAUGAACUCCUUCAUCAACGACAUCUUCGAAAAGCUCGCCGGCGAGUCGGCCAAGCUUGCGAGGUACAACAAGAAGCCCACCAUCACGUCACGGGAGAUCCAGACCUCCGUCCGCCUCGUCCUCCCCGGCGAGCUCGCCAAGCACGCCGUCUCCGAGGGCACCAAGGCCGUCACCAAGUUCACCUCCACUUAGAUAGCCUGCUCCUGUGUCUUCUCUGAAUGUGUUGAUUUCUCCUGGCUGUUGGUGAAUCCAUUGUUCGCUGUAGUUAGAUGUUCAGAGUA